Conger conger (European conger) is the source of this 4413-nucleotide messenger RNA. RefSeq names its product GDNF-inducible zinc finger protein 1 (gene gzf1). Gene Ontology annotation, molecular function: protein binding; RNA polymerase II cis-regulatory region sequence-specific DNA binding; DNA-binding transcription factor activity, RNA polymerase II-specific. Gene Ontology annotation, biological process: regulation of transcription by RNA polymerase II. The record is from RefSeq and is a predicted model, not a curated record. Gene Ontology annotation, cellular component: nucleus. NCBI's taxonomy places the organism in Eukaryota, Metazoa, Chordata, Actinopteri, Anguilliformes, Congridae. The transcript is spliced from 7 exons. Bases 358 to 3033 code for a protein of 891 amino acids.
UACAAUCAAUGCAUAUUGUGAAGCCUGUUGUAAUUGAGCCAUCAUUUCCUUUGGUUUUUAAAUUCUGUAUUUCAUCUGAGUAAAUACAAAACUACCUCUAAUAUAAAGUAAUGCUUUUCUUUUAGUUUAGCUACCCGCUGCUGGACAUGUAGGAUGUACUCUGGGAACGUUCCGCGUUUCUGCAUCGCAACCAUUUUGAAAGUCCUCGGAAAGGCGGUGUAAACCGCCAUGAUCCAAUAUGGGCGCUGCUGAGAGCGAGUGAGUUCUGGGUGCAAUUUUUACAGGAAAUACCCUCUGAGACGGGCUACGGCGUUUGUGGAGUGCUGCCAUUUUACCGAGCUUACGGAGUGUGGAAUCAUGGGGGACUCGAUGGUCCAGCUCAGGUCAGAUUCGUACAAGGAUCAUUUACUGGGCGAGAUGCAGCAGCUUCGGCUGCUGGGUCAGCUGUGCGACAUCACGGUCCAGGUCGACUUCCAGGGUGAGCUGGAGGAGUUUGAGGCUCACCAGGUGCUGCUGGCGGCUUCCAGCGGCUAUUUCAAAGACAUCAUCCUGGGCAAAGACCCUCCCACUAAGAUCUUCCUGGGGUCCGUGCCCACGGCAGACUUCAGCCGGUUCCUGGAGUUUGUGUACACUGCUCAGCUGCAGGUGGAGGAGUCGAAGGCCAGCGACAUUCUGGCCAUGGCCAAGCUGCUGGACUGCCGGGGACUGGUGGCGGCGUGCGUGCAGGCGGCUGCCCCCAGCUCGCAGCAGAGCGCGGACACGCUGCAGGACCGCCGGGCGACUGACACCCUGGAACACCACUCUGUGACGGGUGUCCUGGCAGCAGACUUCCUGGAGGACGGUUUGGGGGAGACGCCCAGCCCCUCGAUGCGGGGGCAGAAGCGCAGCUCCAGGCUGGCAGGCCGUCGGGUGCCAGUGGGCGCCACCAGAAAGAAGUCCCUCAGGAAACCGGCAGCUAAACGGCAGGUUCCAGACCCGCAGACGGAGCCAGACCCCGUGGAGGGGCCCCUGGGGCAGGAGGGGCCCCUGGGGCGGGAGGGGCCCUCGGGCAAGGCAGACGGUUCUGGCACCGAGAUGUCAGAGGAACCUCUGGAGCCAGUGGAGUUUGACGACCGGGACCCUGCGGAAAAGUACGCCCCGGGCGAGGCCGACUUCCAGAUGGAGGAGGACGAGGAGAAGCGGGAGGAGGAAGAGGAGGAGGAGGAGGAGAAGAGGAGCAGGCGAGAGAAGAGAAAGAAGAACGGGCAGUUCCACUGCGAGAAGUGCCAGCGCUCCUUCCACUACGAGAAGAGCUACCUGAAGCACGUGUCCUCCAGCCACGGGGAGGCGCCGGAGGUGGAGUACCGCUGCCCCACCUGCGCCCAGACCUUCGCCAACCGCUGCAACCUGAAGAUCCACGAGCGGCACGUGCACAGUGACGAGCGGCUCUUCCCCUGCAGCGUCUGCUCCAAGGCCUUCAAGCGCAGGAAGGACGUCAAGCGGCACUGCCGCCAGGUGCACGAGGGCGGCGGCGACCGACACGCCUGCCCCGUCUGCGCCAAGAGCCUCAGCUCCAAAACCGCCCUGCUGCUGCACCAGCGCACCCACACAGGGGACCGGCCUUACCACUGCACCGACUGCAGCGCCAAAUUCUCCCAGAGCUCAGCUCUAAAGACCCACCGCAGGACUCAUACUGGGGAGAAGCCGUUUGCCUGUGACCAGUGUGACGCACGGUUUACCCAGAACCACAUGCUGUCGUACCACAAGCGCUGUCAUACAGGAGAGAAGCCCUUCAUGUGUGAGAGCUGUGGGAAGAGCUUUGCCUCUAAGGAGUACCUAAAGCACCACGCCAGGAUCCACUCAGGCUCCAAGCCCUACAAGUGUGAGAUCUGCGGGAGGGCCUUCGCCCAGAGGAACUCCCUCCACCAGCACAUGAAGAUACACACAGGAGAGCGGCCGUACAGCUGUGAGGUGUGUGGGAAGCAGUUCACGCAGCUGAACGCCCUCCAGCGGCACAACCGCAUCCACACCGGAGAGAAGCCCUACAUGUGCCUCCUCUGCAACCGCACCUUCACCGACAAAUCCACCGUGCGCCGCCACACCAUGACACAUGACAAAGACACUCCCUGGAAGAACUACCUGGUGGUCCUGCAGGGGAACAUGGAGGGGGGCCGCAAGGUGACCAAGCGAGGCGGGGCCAAGAACAAGGAGUCAUCAGCGGUGGUGAGCGGUGAGGGGGUGGGGCCUGUGGCAAAGCAGGAGGAAGGGGGCGUGGCUGUGCCACAGGCGCAGCCGGUGACGUUGGCGGGGGAUUGGCCGAGUGCAGGUCACGGAGCGAUCACAUUGGUCAGCCACACUGCGCUGGGCGGGUUCACACUGAUCCAGACAGACUCCACCCCCACGGCCGCCACUCAGGUCAUCGCCCUGGAGACGGCAGGCGGCACCGUGCCGCUGCAGGUUCCUGUCUCAGUCUCCGCCCCCCUGUCCAUCCAGGUCCCCGGCUCCGCCCCCUUUACCAUCCCCAUCUCCGUCUCUCUCCCCGCCUGCACCUCAGUCUCCAUCACCGCCGCCAGUCCAGCUCUACUUCCUGUUCCUGUGUCCGCUCCACUUCCUGUUCCUGUGUCCGCUCCACUUCCUGUUCCUGUGUCCGCUCCACUUCCUGUUCCUGUGUCCGCUUCACUUCCUGUUCCUGUGUCCGCUCCACUUCCUGAUCCUGUGUCCGCUCCACUUCCUGUUCCUGUGUCCGCUCCACUUCCUGUUCCUGUGCCCGCUCCACUUCCUGUUCCUGUGUCCGCUCAACUUCCUGUUCCUGUGUCCGCUCCACUUCCUGAUCCUGUUGCAGUGGCUCUUUCUGUGUGUGAGACGGCUGUCUCCGGCGAUGUGUGUGUGUCCGUGCCUCUGGAGCUUGACACUAUGCAAGACCCGCCCCCCUCAGAGAGCGGCCAUCUUGGAGGGACGGAGGACGUGAGUCUGGAGGCUAUCGCCGUGGAGACCAUGGAGACCAUGGAGGUGUCCUCAGAAGACAGACCCAGCCCUGCAGAGCCUCUGGUCUGACCUGUGUGUUCGGGGUUAAAUCACGUCACUCGACAUAAGGACUAAUGUAGCAGAGCGACGGAUUCCUGAUUUUCUAUUUCACUAAAAACCGGAACGUCAUGCAGAAGAUGAAAUUAUGAGCCUUAAAUCUUCCAACUUAAUUUGGAUGGUUGAGUGGGGCUGAACUGAUGACAGACUACAAACCACUGCGGUCUGGGACUACGAAUGUUGAGUUUGUGUUCUAAACGGUCACAGAACCACUACAGGUUUACCCUUCCAAGAGCACUCCUGUGAUGCUGCAUACUGAUGCACUGCAGGAAUAAUGCACAAGGAAAGUGGUUUACCUGCUCAUUACCUGUGUGAGGUACAGCGCAGGUAAAGCUAGUUUAUAAUGUCUGUCCCAGCUACAGGGAGGAAAAACAAACCUUUCCUCAUCCGAGAAUUGAUCUCAAAUUCAUGAAGAUCAUGCAAGAUGAAUAGUAAAAUACAAAAUUAUUAAUUACAAGUACGAUGAUAUUUUAAGAUGAAAGGACAAAAGAAAAUAAUUUGUGUGAAAGGUGUUACACUCUUACAUUGAUUGUGGCGUCUCAAGGCAGUUUAUUUUCUCCCAGUGUGUAGUUUGAGAUCAGGGUGAAUGUUACGUUGGAUGUGUGUAGCACCAGAUGGAUUAUUGCAGAGGAAAAUAUUUUGCAGUUUUCCUGAUAAAAGCGAAAGAUAAAUCGUGUUUCCUUUCAGGUUAAAAAAGAAUGGAACUGGUCUGAUAAUGGCCCUGGAGAUGUGGAAAUGUUGUGCAUGCUCCAGUGUGCCUACACACACGCACGCACACCAGGGUCACCUGCCUGUGCUCAGCCAAUCCCGUGCGUGAACCUGGAGUACUCACUGCAGCUCUAUUCCUGGAGGACCUGACCUCCUAACCUCCUGACCUUCUAACCUCCUCACCUCCUGACCUAACCUCCUGACCUCCUCACCUUCUAACCUCCUCACCUCCUGACCUAACCUCCUAACCUCCUGACCUAACCUCCUGACCGUCUAACCUCCUCACCUCCUGACCUAUCCUCCUGACCUUCUAACCUUCUGACCUUCUAACCUCCUCAUCUUCUAACCUCCUGACCUUCUAACCUCACCUUCUAACCUCCUGACCUCACCUCCUGACCUUCUAACCUCCUGACCUUCUAACCUCACCUCCUAACCUUCUAACCUCCUCACCUUCUAACCUCCUGACCUUCAUCCAUAAACGCCUGAGUAACCUGGAGGAAACCUUCACCCAUAAACGCCUGCAGCUCUAUUCCUGCUCUGACCUGGAGGACCUAACCUUCUAACCUCCACCCAUAAACGCCUGAGUCACAUACCCUGCAGCCUGCUGGGUAGAAUUCUGCAUAUUAAAAGUUGACCUGAAAAAUA